UCUUCCCUUCCACUCUUCCUUCGAGUCUAAUCCCGUUUCUUCCCUCGUCCAACUCCCAACUUCCGCUCUCCCGCACUUCACAUCACCUUUGCUCCGGCUUUCUUGCCGCCCGCGGGCCGCCGUUGAACUCGACAAGAAGGAAGAAGCCAAGCACUCCACGGAACCUCCCACCACAAGCCGAGAGAUUCCAGAGGGAACCUUUGGCUCCAAAAACCCCAGAAGAGAAGCCAAGAAAUCGAAAGGAGGGAUAGUAGUAGUAGUACUGCAGUAGCAGCCAGCCAUGGUGAGGAGCAAAGAGAUGCCCAAGAGGCCCAAGGACCCGCUCAUGACCCCUCCGUCCAAGCCCAGGGGCUUCAGGGACGACGACGGCGGCGGCUUCGGCGGCAGCCUGCCGAGGAACCGCGGCGGCGCGGCUAUGUCCCCGGCGCCGGCCUCCGUGCCCAACUACAUGCGGGCCACCAGCAGCUCCGGCGCCAAGGCCGGGCCCGGGCGGCGCGCGGGGGCGGUGCCCUCGUCGGCGUCGCCCGCGACCAGGCGGGGGCCGCUGCGGACGGUCACGAGCGGGAGGGUGCUGUUCCCGACGCCGGAGGUGCCCGGCAUGGUCCGCGCCACGCCCACGUGCUCCUCCACCAUGAAGGAGGCCAAGUUCCCCGGCGCGCUCGACCUGGCGCCCGGGGCCACCGACGCCCAGGGCCCCGCGGCGAUGCGCGUGUGCCCGUACAACUACUGCUCCCUCAACGGCCACACCCACUCGCCGGCGGUGCCGCUCCGGAGCUUCCUCGCGUCGCGCCGCCGGCUCAUCAAGACGCAGCAGAGCAUGAAGCACAAGGGCGUCUCGGCGUUCCGCAAGGGAUCCGGCCACCAGAGGCCGGAGGACAAGAACGGCGGCCCCGUCGUCCGCGCCGCCGUCGCCAAGGCCGCGCCUCUGGUCGACGAGGAGGCGCUCGGCGACUUCUUCGUGGAGGUGUACGCCGGCCCGAGGGUGAGCUCCGACAUGAGCUGCAGCGACAUGUCCCUGGACGAGAUGGACGCCGCGGUGAGGAGGAUGGAGUUCGUCGUCUUCGACCGGUGCGGCGUGGGCGAGGACGACGAGAAGGGCGGCGAUCCUGCCGUUCGCGGCGACGGCGGCGGGAGGCCGGAGGAGGACAGGCUCGGUUUCUGCAGGGACAGUUCGUCCGAGUGCAGCGAUGACGGUGCCUCCGGUCUCAUCUCCGGCAACCUCGUGGAGGAGCUCCCCUGGAUGAGGUACGAUUGCGAUAGCCUGGACGAUGAUGUUUCAGAAGAGCAGGUUCAGCAAGCAGAGGUUUCAGAGGGGCAAGAAGGUGAAGAUGAAGAAGGCAGAUCGAGCGAUAAUCACGAAGAGGAGGCGGAUGAAGAACAGAAACCGGAAGAAUCGAAGAUCAUCUCCGAUCUGCCCCGUGAAACGGGGAUCAUCGCGGAGCAAGAGGGUGCCGAUUGCAGAGUGGAGAUCUGCGAAGACAUCUCAAACACAACGGAUCAACAGGAGGCUUCCACAGUGCAAGAGACGCAACAUGAAGACGAUGAGGAGCGUGUCUCAGAUGUUGCCCACAAAAUGGAGGUCGCCGCGGCGCAAGCAUGUAUUGUUUGUGCAGCGGGGGUCUGCAAUGAGCAGGAAGAAGAAGAAGAUCAAGACAACAUCCUGGGCAAAGUGAUCCAAGGGGAUGCUUCUGAUGGACAGGGCACAUCAGAAGAGAAGCUCUCCAAUGGUGUCGAUGAGUCCGAGGAGAUUCCUGAGCAUGAACUAGACAUCCUGGGCAAAGUGAUCCAAGGGGAUACUUCUGAUGGACAAGGCACAUCAGAAGAACAGCUCUCCAGUGGUGUCUGUGAACCGGAGAUUCCUGAGAAUGAAGUAGCAGAAAGAGUGGAAAAUGUCCUCGAAGAGAGCCGGGUGGAUGAGAGUUCAGCAGAUCAAGAGGCAAAGGAUGAUCAGAGCAACGUGGAAUCUACCGGCAACUUGGAAGUUACAGAGAAGCAGGACAUGCCGGAUGAUGGGUCUGAAAUGGAGAUUUCUGAGACUGUCCCCAGUGUUGCAUGCGAAGAGGAUUUUGCCGAGGAAGAAGUAACCUCCAGAGCUGUUUCAGAAGGUGAAAUUUCUGACUGCAGUGCUAUUGCUUCUCUGGAUGCUGAAAUCUCGACACCACCAGCAGAGGGUGGCUUUGAACAAGAUGUGAACAUGGUGGAAGACGGUUUUGAACAGUAUGACGGUGCCGUGAACAAUUUGGUCGAUCAAUGUAUCCCUGCAGAAGACAAAGUGGAUGUCACAGAAGAUGCUCAGAAGGAAAUUGAGAUUACCUCAUGCAAUUUGGAAGAUGCUUCUGAAGAAUCUGGUACUGCCCAAGAAAGCAGCCAGGAAGUUAAUUUCAUAUGUGUUGAUGCUGCUGAGCAAAUGGAACCAGAGCCAGAGGUUACAAACUGCAAGUUGGAAGAUCCUUCUGAAGAAUCUGUUAUUGCCCAGGAAAGCAGUCAAGAUGUUAAGCCAGUAUGUGUUGAUGCUGCUGCUCAAAUGGAACCAGAGCCAGAGGUCGCAAAUUGCAAGUUGGAAGAUUCUUCUGAAGAAGAGUCUGGUAUUGCCCAAGAAAGCAGCCAAGAUGUUAAGCCUGUAUGUGUUGAUGCUGCUGCUCAAAUGGAACCAGAGCCAGAGGUUACAAAUUGCAAGUUGGAAGAUUCUUCUGAAGAAGAGUCUGGUAUUACAAAUGUUAAGCCUGUAUGUGUUGAUGCUGCUGCUCAGAUGGAACCAGAGACUACAAACUGCAACUUGGAAGAUGCUUCUGCAGCAGCUGGUAUCACUGGAGAAACUGUUCGUGAUGAUAGCUUGGUGUAUGUCUGCGAGGUUGCUCAAGUGCAAUCAGGGGUUGACACAAGCGAGUUGGUAGACACUUCUGAAGAGUCUGGUAUUGCUCAUGAAAUUUGUGCAGAUAACUCUGCAUCGUAUCUCAGAGAUGAUGCUCAAAGUGAUUCUGGGAUCGCCACAUGCGAUUCGGGAGAGGAAUCUGCUACCGUUCAGGAAGCUGAUCAGGAUCACAACUGUACAGAUGUCAAUGGUGGUUCUGCAAAUGAAUCCGCGCUUACCCCUUGUGAACUGGCAGAGGCUUCUGAAGCAUAUGAUAUUACCCAAGAGGCUAUUCAAGAUGACAGCAUUUCAGAUGUCAAUGAUGGUGCUCAAAAGGAAUCAGAAAUUAUAGCAUGCGGAUCAGAACAUGCUUGUGAAGAAUCUCAUAUUAUCCAAGAAGGGGGUGAAGAUGUUAACACUGCUUGUGAAGAACCUGAUAUUAUCCAAGAAGGGGGUGAAGAUGAUAAGACUGCUGGUGUCUGCGCUGGUGCUCUAAAAGAACCGGAGAUUAUCGCAUCCGAAUCGGGAGAUGCUUGUGAAGAAGUUUGUCAUACUGAGGAAGCUAAUCUCUUGACAGUUAUCCAGAUACCUGAGCACAACUCUGACUUCUCCGCUACUGACGGCCAUGGGGAGCCCCAGAACCAACCAGCAGAAGACAAUGUUGCAAAAGAAUUUUCCAUUGACGACAUGUGCAAUGUAUUCAGCGGGAUGAACCUCAAAGGCGAUGUAUAUGUUGAUCCUUCCGAGUCCGAUAUUUGUCCGAGAAACAGAAUGAUCAUUGCCAGGAGGAGGAGAACACCUGAAGAAGAUGAAUACAUGCGAGGCUUUAACCCAAGGGCACCGAAUUUUCUUCCUCUGGAAUCGGACCCGGAUGCAGAGAAGAUUGAUCUGAAGCAUCAGACGGCGGAGGAUCGCAAGAAUGCCGAAGAGUGGAUGAUCGACUACGCGCUUCGGAGGGCGGUGAAUAAUCUAGGCCCUGCUCGGAAGAAGAAAGUGGAGCUUCUGGUCCAGGCCUUUGAGACUGUCCUACCGCAGGAUGAGAAGAAAAGCAUUUCACCUACAAGGCCUGCCCAAGCUUGCAACUGAUAGUUCUAGAGUUAGUGGUUGAACUAAUCGCGGAGUAUGUUGACGACUCGCGAGCUACUAACUCGGUGGUCACUGCAAUAUUAGUGCCAGAGACCUGCUCCAAGUUGGACGAGAAAUAACUACUUACUUACUAGUCACCAGAGAUCGACCGAUCGUUCGUUUGCUAGAGAUCUCUGGUUAAAGUAACAUGGAGAGGGUAAACUACUCACUGAUGAAGAGUUUCCUGUCUAGUCUAGUUGCUGAGCUGCAAAGGAGUAGCUCAACAACCGAGCUCUGUGUGUGUAUAUAUGUGUCAUAGUCCUGAUGCUUGGUAUUCCUUUAUGUAUACUGAUGUGUCUGAUGUUUGUGAGAGUUGCAAAAUGUCAAGGGCGCUGAGGUGCUGCAUUGACUUGCCUGAGAUCAAUCAAUAAAACUCUUCUCGGAGUGCAUGUUUGCUGUGAGAAA
Messenger RNA from Aegilops tauschii subsp. strangulata, 4381 nucleotides. RefSeq lists its product as uncharacterized. Gene Ontology annotation, molecular function: calmodulin binding. NCBI's taxonomy places the organism in Eukaryota, Viridiplantae, Streptophyta, Magnoliopsida, Poales, Poaceae. The record is from RefSeq and is a predicted model, not a curated record.